AUGAAAAGUAUUAAGAGCUCUAACACUGACUUCAGAUUAACAAAGGCCUAUAGCAUAAUAACUGACUUUAUAUUUAGGAUCGACAACAGUAUAAAGAAUGAGCCUCAAUUAUCCUUUCCCCGAGGAUUUAUUAUUGAACGGAUAAGACAAAUAGUUGAAGAUACCGAGCUGUCAAGUAUAAAGGGUAGGUUUGCUAAUCCUGCAAUGGUAACAGUUAUAGAACAAAUAGAGACGCUAACAGACAACCCAUAUCUAAGUAAUUCGUUUGGAAACAAGAUUAGAAUGGAUUUUGGGACUGGCCACGAGUUAAAUUUUCUGUGUUAUCUUUAUUCGUUGGUCGAUGGAAAAGAUAAGAAGAUUGAAAGCCCACCAAUAGUAGUAGACUGCAGGGGAGGCCUUAAGAUAGAGCUGUGCCAGGUGAGUAGCAUUCUAACGGAAUACUUUAGAAUUAUACGCUUUUAUGUUGAAAAAUUCAAUAUAGAACCCGCUGGCUCAAGAGGAUGCUGGUGCAUCGAUGAUUAUUUACUUCUUCCCUAUCUUUUUGGAUCUUCAGAGUGUUUUAACAGCAGCAUGCCUGUUGAGUUGGUUGGAAAGGGAAUGUUUAGAGAAUCAUGCAUGAGCAACCGCUCACCAAUGCUGAAGAAUAUUUGCAAGCUUCCCUGGCAGAAGAUUAACCAUGGGAUGAUAAAAAUGUAUGACGAAGAAGUAUUAGGAAAGAAAGUAGUUACCCAGCACUUUAUCUAUAGCGAUAUUCUGCCGAUAUGA
Messenger RNA from Vittaforma corneae ATCC 50505, 765 nucleotides. RefSeq lists its product as uncharacterized. Gene Ontology annotation, biological process: mitotic spindle organization. Lineage: Eukaryota; Fungi; Microsporidia; Nosematidae. The record is from RefSeq and is a predicted model, not a curated record. Gene Ontology annotation, cellular component: nucleus; protein phosphatase type 2A complex; cytoplasm. Bases 1 to 765 code for a protein of 254 amino acids. The transcript has a single exon. Gene Ontology annotation, molecular function: peptidyl-prolyl cis-trans isomerase activity; protein tyrosine phosphatase activator activity.